CCGAGGCAGAGCGCGUGGUCGGGCACCCUCCCAACCCGCGCCACCUGGCGCCGCCCCCGAGCCACCGGGAGUCGCCGUGCCUGAGCCACCGGGAGCCGCCUCUGCAACCCAACAAAUUCCGCCUAGCCUCCAGCCGCUGCAAGCAGAAAGUCUCGUGGUCAGGCGCCCAAAACGAAGACGACCAAAAAGAACACCUCAGCCUUCAGAGGAACUUCAGCUGGGGGCUGGAUUGCAGGCAAUGUCGCUGAAGGGGAAAAGGGGCCUUGGAGCCAUUUUUCAAGACCAGGUGGUGAAUACCCGACAGUACUUAGAUCACGUGAGAGACUCCACGACAGGCACGCAGGGUAGAGUGGUAAAGCUAUUCACCAACCAUUUCCGAGUGACCUCUCGCCCUGAACUCAUCACGUAUAAGUACAACAUUGAUUACAUGCCAGAGGUUGAAGAUGGAAAAGUUCGUACAGAAUUGCUUUGCCAGCAUAAACAGAUAAUUGGAGAAUGUCACAUAUUUGAUGGGAACUCGUUAUUACUACCUCAUAGACUACGAAAUCAGAAAACCGAACUGGUCAGCCGGUGGGACAGCCAGAUUGUGAAGAUCACCAUUGAAUUCUGCAGUGAACUCAGGCCCACCGCAGUGGACUGCUUACGUUACUACAACAUUCUCUUUAGAAAAAUUUUGAGGAUGAUGGAUUUGACGCAAGUUGGUCGCAACUAUUACAACGAGAAUGAGGCCACCGAGUUCUUCAAUCAUAACACCAAUCUGGAAAUCUGGCCUGGAUAUGUCACUUCUAUUCUUGAGUAUGAAACCAGCAUUACCCUCUGUGCUGAUGUGAACCAUAAACUGCUCCGAAUGCAAACUGCUUAUGAUCUAAUAACGCAUGUUGAUAGCAAAUCCCGAAGAAAAGAUGCUGCGGAAAUUACUAAAGAAUUAGUUGGACAAAUUGUUUUUACAAAGUAUAACAACAGAACCUAUCGAGUGGAUGCUAUUAAUUGGGAGGAGACUCCCAGAAGUACAUUUAAGAAAUCGGGUGGUGAGGAAAUCAGCUUUGUAGACUACUACAAGGAGCAAUAUGAUCUACUGGUCACUGACCUAACUCAGCCACUUUUGGUCAGCAAAGGCAAGUGGAAAAAGAGCCAACAGGACACGCCCCAUGAGCCUAUAAUGCUGGUUCCUCAGCUGUGCAACCUGACAGGUCUAACAGACAAAAUGCGUAAAAACUACAGAGUGAUGAGAGACUUGGCUAUGCACACAAGGUUGGAUCCAGAAAAACGGCACCAUGAAUUACAAAGAUUCAUGAAUAUUGUACAAAGACAUAGCACUGCACAAAGGGAACUUCAACUCUGGGAUUUGCGAUUUGAUCCCAACUUCUUGUCCUUUUCAGGAAGAAUUCUGAAAGAAUCUACCGCAACCGAUUCCUUGCUAGACAGCCUACGGACAGUCACACCUACCAUGGGCAUAUCUAUGAGAGAGGCACAAAAGAUUGAGGUAGCGGGUACAGUCGAAUCCUAUAUAAACAUCUUAGAAUCCCAAGUGAAUGGCAACACACAGAUGGUCCUUUGUGUGCUGUCCAGUGACAGGAAAGACCUGUAUGAUCGCAUAAAGAAAUACCUGUGUGUUGAGCGCCCCGUCCCAAGCCAGUGUGUGGUGGCACGGACCUUAGACAAAUCCCAGACACUGAUGACCAUUGCUACAAAGAUUGCCCAGCAGAUGAACUGCAAGAUGGGAGGAGCCCUCUGGAAGGUGGAAACAGGAUUACAGAACCCAAUGGUCAUCGGUAUCGACUGUUUCCAUGAUAUUGUAAAUCGGCGGAAGUCCAUCGCAGGCUUCGUGUCCAGCAUCGAUCCGGAAUUAACGCAGUGGUUCUCUCAGUGUGUCUUCCAAGAAGCGGGCCAGGAGCUUGUGAAUGGACUGAGAGCCUGCUUGAAAGCUGCCCUGAACCUCUGGAAUCAGAGUAAUCAGUUUCUGCCACAAUCCGUAAUUGUGUAUCGGGAUGGAGUGGGGGAUGGUCAGCUUCAAGCAUUGAUGGAACACGAAGUACCACAGAUUCAGUCCUCCUUAAAAUCUGUUUACGGCGAUGAGUCUAAGGUCCGGCUAACUGUUGUUGUGGUGAAGAAACGAAUAAACACCAGAUUUUUUGCUGAGUAUCGAGGAAGAUUUCAGAAUCCACCUCCAGGAACGGUUAUUGAUGUGGGGGUGACCAAGAGUCAAUGGUAUGACUUUUUUAUCGUGAGUCAGUCUGUGAAAGAUGGUACUGUCACUCCCACUCAUUACAAUGUCAUCCAUGACACUGUUCACUUCACCCCCGAUGGAAUACAGUGUCUCACUUACAGACUCUGCCACAUGUAUUAUAAUUUGUCAGGUGUCAUUCGAGUUCCUGCUCCUUGUCACUAUGCCCAUAAACUGGCUUACCUUGUGGGCCAGAGUAUCCAUGAGGCACCACACUACUCCCUGGCAAGACGUCUCUUUUACUUGUGACCCAACAGAAGAGAGCCUGACAACACGUUGAAAGCCACCAUUUGUGAAUGUUUCCCGUCCAAGCUGUACUUCUGAGCUACUUACCUAGAUGCACAGUUUUGAAUUACGCACAUUCUUGGUCAGACAUUGAGAUUCAGAGUGCUUUUGGCAGUACUACCACUGACUGAACAUGACCCUUCUAUUUUCCAGCCAGUAAAAUGGGCUGUGAGGGUUUGUCUUGCAAUUUACCUUUGAAAUUUGUUAUGCUGGCUUUAUGGUUGACCACGCCUGAACACUUGGCGUUCUGAGCAAGUGACUCCGUGCAGCGUAGCGGUUGGACGCUAGUCACAUGCACAGGUAGAUUCCACUUGGAAAAUGAU
Suricata suricatta (meerkat) is the source of this 2832-nucleotide messenger RNA. It is a transcript of the gene PIWIL3, whose product is annotated as piwi like RNA-mediated gene silencing 3. Gene Ontology annotation, molecular function: protein binding; piRNA binding. The coding region runs from base 239 to 2473 and encodes 744 amino acids. The record is from RefSeq and is a predicted model, not a curated record. The transcript is spliced from 21 exons. NCBI's taxonomy places the organism in Eukaryota, Metazoa, Chordata, Mammalia, Carnivora, Herpestidae. Gene Ontology annotation, cellular component: P granule. Gene Ontology annotation, biological process: regulatory ncRNA-mediated gene silencing.